CCCAUGGACAAGGCGAUGGAACGUGCCAAGGUGCUCGACUACGAUCUUCAGCGCCAGGUCAAGCCGCAUAUGGCCCUACUUAGUCGUCCUCUUCCUUCCAUUUACUAUCCCGAUUUCAUUGCUGCCAACCAUGAAGCACGUGCGGACAGUGUCGUCCCUGGCACCGACAAGCAGGCUCAUCUCGAGCACACAUUCGGGCUGACAUUCGCCGUUUUUAGGCCGAGAACCAGCUUGAUCGUGCCGUCGUAUUCUGGACUGCGAACGCGGAACGCUACAAACUCGCAUUCGGAGGUGUCUCCCUCGACUAUCUUCGCUGUUGCUGCCAUUCUCGAGGGCAAGUCAUUCGUUAACGGUGCCCCUCAGAACACGUUUGCGUCUGGUGUCAUUGCCUUGGCUGAGCGUGAGAAGUCUUUCAUUGGCGCUGAUGACCAAUUUUCGACUAGACGAUCCUUACUGAGCUGCUUCCUCGAGUCAAAUACCGCGGGAGGGCCAGCGCCUCUCGUCAAACGUGGUACCGACGUUGCCAACAGCCUCUGCAGGCCGCGUAACGUGCUUUAG
Molecule: messenger RNA, 558 nt
Organism: Suillus clintonianus
Lineage: Eukaryota; Fungi; Basidiomycota; Agaricomycetes; Boletales; Suillaceae
Exons: 4
Coding region: 4-558 (184 amino acids)
Biological process (GO): inositol biosynthetic process; phospholipid biosynthetic process
Cellular component (GO): cytoplasm
Molecular function (GO): inositol-3-phosphate synthase activity
Source: RefSeq, a predicted model, not a curated record